ACAUCGCGCACUGUAAUGACCAAAAGAAGAGCAAGCGGAAGCCACUCUCUAACAGUCCUGUUACCCAGACAGAAAAUGAGUGGAAUUCGCAUCUAAUUGUCGCUUUUGGCUGCUGGGAAUCAUCUGUCACGUCUGUUUGAACGUGGCGUUAGCAUAACAAUACAAUUCAAAGGUGUGGCGACAUGGACGUCAGCAUCGCUGUCUCGUUGAUCCGAGGCCAGAUGGGCGCUGUUGUGGAGCGGGCGGUGAACGGAGCCGUGGAGACGGUGCUGGCCGAGAUGCUAAAGGUGGUGGGGGUGAAAUUCGAGGAGCUGAAGGCACAGCUUGCGCACAUGAAGCGUGACGUGGCGACGCUGCAGCGAGAGAAGGCCCUGAAGGAAAAGGAGAAUGACAAUGUCCGAGCCAAGCUGCGCUACACCGAGCUGAAACUGAAGUACUACAGGCAGGGCGUAGAGGAGGAGCUGCAGCACCGAGCCUCCAGCACCUCUCUGGUACGGAGCCACCAGACCAAAUGCUCUCCGGCACAGGCAGCUGGGGCCAGUGUCUCCUCAACAGGAGCUUCACCGUCGUGCUCCUCUCAGACCUCCACAGCCACAGCAGAUGAUCCAACAACAAGCAAUCAAGAAUCUCCUCAGUACAUAAAUCAGCAUUGCAUCAGCUCAUGCGGCCACUCAGACGUGGAAGUGGUUAGUUGUGAACCCACGGACUGCGUGUUGGCGGUCUCAGUCCCCAUGAGCACAGAAUGUCUGGAAAAUUCUGCUCUGCUCUGUCACACGGACCAAAAUGUUGCUCUGCGCACUGGCGACGGAGAUCAGGAGGGCAACUGGAAUGCCACUGUGCAUCCAUGCAUGGAUGGCACUGACACCAUUAUGUCCCCGCCUCCUCUCCCAACCCACGACGCUGUCCAGCAGUCUGCCACCUCCCGUCCAUCCCCUCAUGGCUCACCACAGGCGGAUAGCUCUACCCUGGCCAUCUCGACAACACAGGUGAAAAUGGAAGAGGAGGAUCACCAGGUGAUCUGCAUCAAGGGGGAGCCGGAGGAGGAGCAGGAAGUGAUGUCGUGCCUACUGCUUGACAGUCAGAUGAACCGCAGCCACCUGGUCCAGUCAGAGGUUGCGAUGUCUGCGACCGAGUGGUCAGGGCUUCAGGCCACCCAGAGAAAAUGCUCCUCUGGCUUCAGCUCAGCUGGACCAAGCUCCUCCUAUGCCACGCCUCAGACAGCCUUUCCCGCCAUUGCCCCGCUGCCUCCAGGCACAGCACGCCAGAUGGUGCACGAUCCAUGGACCAAAGACUUCAGGUUGUACGAAGAGUACAAAAUGCGGCGCAACGAGUUACGCCGGCGAAGCCUCAAUCGACGGCGAGAGCUGGAAAAAACGCUGCCUCAGCCUCUGCUGGCUGAUCUGGUCAGUACGGGAGCGGCGAGAAAAGACCAGACUGAGGGUGGCCAGAUGGCGGGCAAAGAGGAAACUGCAGGCUUGUCUCAACCAAGUUCAGACUCAAGGUGGCACAGUGGCUCUUUCCCAGGAUGGUUUCCCCAUCAGUGGUCCUCACCAACACAAAGCACCUUGUGCGUCCACUUCCGGUCCUCUCAACAAUGCUGUCACCACCUUCCCCUUCGUCACGCCGCCAUCGUCGUCUUCCCUGUUUCUGAGGGGCCCCAAUAUGGCCGCCCAGGUCAAUCAGCAUGCGUUGUCAUCGCCGCGUUCUGCUUCCUACCCGCAGGUCAGCCUAACACAGCAGAGCAUGUCUUUGACGGACGCCAAUGGCGACUCAUGAGAAUCCAGGCUGGACUACCAUUGUUUGCCUGGCAUUGGCACCACUGUUGCAAGUUUUUUUCUCCACAGCUUACCCUCCAGAUAAGCAAAAUUCCACUGAUUAGCUGUAGUAAGACUUGCCAGUUGAUUACGAUUGGACUCAUCUACAGCUACGUGGCAGCUUGUUUGUGCAGUCACAAUUGAGACAGUGCGGUGAAAGGUGUGUGCAGCUCCCAAUAAGUCAGUACUAUCAAUAUCUGCAAACAGAAGGCUAGCAUAGUAGGAAUUAAGAGGAUUUGUGCUGGCUUUUCUCUUAACCUUCUAACCGUGCGCAUACCGUUUUUUUUAGUUUUCAAACCUUGUAACUAUUCCAUCUUAGCGUUUUAUUUACAUAGGUAUAUAUUUCCUUUGUUCAAAAACUGAAAUCAGUUUUGGUUUCCGCACAGAAAAAUUUAAAACAGCUGUCAGACCGAACUCAACAAAAAUUGGCUUCCCCAUUGACGAGUGAAAGAAGUAGUAAAGCUUUAAAAUGGGGUACAGCUUAGUUUAAAAACUACAGGGAAUAUAUAUGAUUUUAAAAUGAAGUAAAUUUAAGUUACAAACAGUCCAUGGUAUAAAUAUGGUUUUUAAAAGGAAUUAACUGCAUGAAUACAGAUUAGAAGAAUCCAUCCAUCCAUUUUCUACCGCUUAUCCGAGGUCGGGUCAAGGGGGCAGUAGCUUUAGCAGGGACGCCCAGACUUCCCUCUCCCCCGCCACUUCAUACAGCUCUUCCGGGGGCAUCCCGAGGUGUUCCCAGGCCAGCCGAAGGACGCAGUCUCUCCAGCGUGUCCUGGGUCGUCCCCGGGUUCUCCUCCCGGUGGGACGUGCCCGGAACACCUCACCGGGGAGGCGUCCGAAUCAGAUGCCCCAGCCAACUCAUCUGGCUCCUCUCGAUGUGAAGGAGCAGCGGCUCUACUCUCAGAUCCUCCCAGAUGACCGAGCUUCUCACCCUAUCUCUAAGGGAGAGCCCGGACACUCUGCGGAGGAAACUCAUUUUGGCUGCUUGUAUCCGGGAUCUCGUUCUUUGAGGGUAGGAACAUAGAUCGACCAGUAAAUCGAGAGCUUUGCCUAUCACAAUACGUUUGAGUCUGCCACGUCGGACCGGCAUUUUCCCCCACCAUCGGAGCCAACUCACCACCAGGUGGUGAUCAGUUGACAGCACCGCCCCUCUCUUCACCCGAGUGUCCAAGACAUGCGGCCGCAAGUCCGAUGACAGGACCACAAAGUCGAUCAUCGAACUGCGGCCUAGCUCGUGACCAUAGGUGAGGGUAGGAACGUAGAUCGACCGGUAAAUCGAGAGCUUAGCCUUUUGGCUUAGCUCCUUUACCACAACGUAUUAGUACAAAGUCUGCACCGAGCCGCCUGCCAAUCUCCCGUUCCAUUCUUCCCUCACUCGUGAACAAGACCCCAAGAUACUCCUCCACUUGGGGCAGGAUCUCAUCCCCGACCUGGAGAGGGCACGCCACCCUUUUCCGACUGAGGACCAUGGUCUCAGAUUUGGAGGUUCUGAUUCUCAUCCCAGCCGCUUCACACUCUGCUGCAAACUGCUCCAGUGAGAGUUGGAGGUCACGGCUUGAUGAAGCCAACAGAACCACAUCAUCAGCUAAAAGCAGAGAUGCAAUACUGAGGCCACCAAACCGGACCCCCUCUACGCCUCGGCUCCGCCUAGAAAUUCUGUCCAUAAAAGUUAUGAACAGAAUCGGUGACAAAGGGCAGCCUUGGCGGAGUCCAACCCUCACCGGAAACGAGUCCGACUUACUGCCAGAUAGGCGGACCAAACUCUGACUCCGGUCGUACAGCCCGUAUCGGGGGUUCGGUGCCCCAUACUCCCGAAGCACCCCCCACAGGACACGGUCGAACGCCUUCUCCGAGUCCACAAAACACAUGUAGACUGGUUGGGCGAACUCCCAGGACCCUGCCAAGGGUGAAGAGCUGGUCCACUGUUCCUAUCCAGCACCCCUGAAUAGACCUUACCAGGGAGGCUGAGGAGUGUGAUCCCCCUGUAGAUGGAACACACCCUCCGGUCCCCCUUUUUAAGAAGGGGGACCACCACCCCAGCCUGCCAAUCCAGAGGCACUGUCCGCGAUGUUGCAGAGGCGUUUCAACCAGGACAGCCCUACAACAUCCAGAGCCUUGAGGGGGGAGGGGCGUUCCUCCCAAUCACGCCCUUCCAGGUCUCACUGUCAUUACCCACGUGAGCAUUGAAGUCCCCCAGCAGAACGAUGUCGUCCCCAGCACCCCCUUCAAGGACUCCAAAAAGGGUGGGUACUCUGAACUGCUGUUUGGUGCAUAGGCACAAACAACAGCCAGGACCCGUCCCCCCGACCCGAAGGCGGAGGGAGGCUACCCUCGCGUCCACCGGGGAGCAAUAAGUAUACCCACACCUGCUCGGCGCCCCUCACCGUGGGCAAAUCCAGAGUGGAAGAGAGGACUGGUACCAGAGCCCAAGCUGUGUGUGGAGGCGAGUCCGACUAUAUAUAUAUAUAGUUGGAACUUCCUUCCCUGCCAGAGAGGUGAUAUUCCACGUCCCUAGAGCCAGCUUCUGUAGCCGGGGAUCGGAUCGCCAAGGCCACCGCCCCUGACCCCUAUGGUCCCUCCCACAGGUGGUGAGCCCAGGGGAAGGGGGCCCCAUGGGUGCAGGCCCGGCCACCAGGCGGUCGCCUUUGAGCCCCACCUCCAGAGGGGGGCCCCGGUGACCCGCGUCCGGGCAAGGGAAACCUGAAUCCAUUUAUUGUAUUCGUUAUAGGGGUUUUUGGGGCUGUGCUUUGUCUGGUCCCUCACCUAGGACCUGUUUGCCAUGGGUGACCCUGCCAGGGGCAUAAAGCCCCAGACAACUUAGCUCCUAGGAUCAUUGGGACACACAAACCCCACCACCUCAAGGAGGGGAUUAGAAGAAUCAUUACAUAAAAUUGUCAUGUAUGACCUUAUAGAAUGGAUUGUCACAUCACGCACUUCUGGACAGACCCACCAUUUUGGAGGUUGACGCAAUGGUGAAUUUUUGCGCGGUGUUAAGCUGCAACAGAGGUAGGAGGGACAAAGUCUUCACCGUUGACCGGUGCCUAUUUCGAACAGAACAUUUAACAAGGAAAACACCGAGAUUGUUGGCUGUUUUGUAAAAUCAAAGAACAUUUUUAUACCGCCUUUGUUUGAAUACGCCUUCAGGUCAAGGCGAGAUGAAAAGAUGCUUCCUUUGUAACAUGGGAAAAGACAGCACUGUUUAAAAUGAAUUUGAUUCCACUUUUCCUAACAGAUGUACAGUAAGUCUCCAGCAUGAAGCGAGUUUCUGAAGAUGGACACUCCUUCGAUCCAUGUGUGCUUGUCGUAUAUAUUUCAAUCAGGUUGAAAGUGAAAGUUAUGUUGUUUUAGUGCUUCAGUUAACAGUGUUACAGCCAUUGGUAAAUGCAACAUUACAAAAUACAUAAAUUGGUUUGGUGCCUACCUAUUGUCAUGAAAAGGAGUGGCUGAGCUAUCCUAAACAUAAAGAGUAAACAUUUAUAAUCAUCAGAAAGUCACAUAUUGGCACUGACAGGUGGAAACCCCCAAUGUCCAAAUUUCGUCUAAUAUUUUUUCAUAAAUCUAUAGUAUUGGACAAUCCCCAUGUGGGUCUGUUAUGUAUUUUUUGUAAAUAAAUUAUUGAUCAAUCAAAAGUGUUAAAAAUGGCUCUCUUACGAUGCAAUGUGAAUGACUCAACUAAUCAUGCUGUUUUGGGGAGUUUCCUGAAAAGUGAAGGAUUUGGCCUGACGCCAGCUAUAUGUUGUUUUUGGUGCCUGUCUGCCGGGUUGGUGAAGGAGAGGAAUUAACUUUGCAUUGUGAAAGGCGCUUAAUGAAGUUCGGUCCAUUUUCCGUCAUUAAUUUAUGGGGGCAGGUCUGCAACAUCCAAUAUGGCGGACAUUGCUGUAUUGCAGCAAUUGGCCAACCUGCUCAAUGAAGCAUCUAUUUAUAUGUCCAUGAUUGACUGACUACACAGUUGACGAAAUAAAUCGAUUCAAAUAUUUUUUAUGCCCAUCCCUGAUAAUGAUGCACCUAUUUUCUUAACUUUGUGUCUUUAGUGCAUCAAGAACCUUAUUGUAUUGUUCUGCUAUUAUCAGCUGCACACACCGACUGUAAAACAUAUUUUUUAACACUACAUGUACAAACUAACCUUCCUGUAUUGAAACUGCUUAUUUGUAGUGUGUUGAUUUGAUCUGAUUAAAAUGUGUCGUGUGCAAGAAA
This is a messenger RNA of Phyllopteryx taeniolatus (common seadragon), 6005 nucleotides long. RefSeq lists its product as uncharacterized. Bases 183 to 1958 code for a protein of 591 amino acids. The record is from RefSeq and is a predicted model, not a curated record. NCBI's taxonomy places the organism in Eukaryota, Metazoa, Chordata, Actinopteri, Syngnathiformes, Syngnathidae. The transcript has 10 exons.